AUGUUCAAUAUACCUUAUGGUCUAAACUGUGUCAAGUACCAAAAAGGAAAACACGAAAAUAAAAAUGCGGUGAAGUUGGUUUUGUUGCCGAUAAGAGGGAUAACCACAGUUUGUUGCUCCCCGGCCAUCAGCAAUCGCCAUGGAAGGGACAAACGGACUACCACCAUAUACACAGCCGUCGUCAUUGAUCACACCGCCUUGUAUUACACAGUGUGCUCCUUCUUUGAAAGAACCCUCCCGGAAACCAACACCUCGGCGCCAUGUAUAAUGAGUUCACUGCAAUUUCACUCAGGUGCUGAUCCUCACCUCAAUGUGGCUCUACUUCUAAACCUUCUUAAUGGCAAUUUCGUGUUCUCAAUUCAUGUCGUUAGCGACGAAGACGAAGUUAUUUGUGGUGCUCGUGCUUGA
Messenger RNA from Lactuca saligna, 408 nucleotides. The record is from the annotation of a GenBank genome assembly. NCBI's taxonomy places the organism in Eukaryota, Viridiplantae, Streptophyta, Magnoliopsida, Asterales, Asteraceae.